AUGUGUUGGUACAAAUCACAACAAUUGUUUCAACGAGAUGAGCUUACCUCCUCAGCUGUUGAUGCUGUUGCCUGGACUUGUUCAGUUCUGCUGUGCCUCUCUCCAGUCUGCCUUCACCUUAUAUGCCUCACCCUGAAGUCUCAUUCCCGUCAACCUUCAAGUCAUUCACCUGGCCUGAUGGUCCAGCCAGGGGACUUCAACAGCAGCGUUUGUGUCUCACUAUGCCUAUGCCCGAGUGACGACUGCGCAAUAAAUGGAGUGAUGGUUAAAAUUGACUCUAAUGAACAUUCUUCCUUUGGUAAACUUGACUCUAAUGAACAUUCUUCCUUUGGUAAACUUGACUCUAAUGAACAUUCUUCCUUUGGUAAACUUGAUUCUAAUGAACAUUCUUCCUUUGGUAAACUUGAUUCUAAUGAACAUUCUUCCUUUGGUAACAUUGACUCUAAUGAACAUUCUUCCUUUGGUAAACUUGAUUCUAAUGAACAUUCUUCCUUUGGUAAACUUGACUCUAAUGAACAUUCUUCCUUUGGUAACAUUGACUCUAAUGAACAUUCUUCCUUUGGUAACAUUGACUCUAAUGAACAUUCUUCCUUAGGUAAACUUGAUUCUAAUGAACAUUCUUCCUUUGGUAAACUUGACUCUAAUGAACAUUCUUCCUUUGGUAAACUUGACUCUAAUGAACAUUCUUCCUUUGGUAAACUUGACUCUAAUGAACAUUCUUCCUUUGGUAAACUUGAUUCUAAUGAACAUUCUUCCUUUGGUAAACUUGAUUCUAAUGAACAUUCUUCCUUUCGUAACAUUGACUCUAAUGAACAUUCUUCCUUUGGUAAACUUGAUUCUAAUGAACAUUCUUCCUUUGGUAAACUUGACUCUAAUGAACAUUCUUCCUUUGGUAACAUUGACUCUAAUGAACAUUCUUCCUUUGGUAACAUUGACUCUAAUGAACAUUCUUCCUUUGGUAAACUUGAUUCUAAUGAACAUUCUUCCUUUGGUAAACUUGACUCUAAUGAACAUUCUUCCUUUGGUAAACUUGACUCUAAUGAACAUUCUUCCUUUGGUAAACUUGACUCUAAUGAACAUUCUUCCUUUGGUAAACUUGAUUCUAAUGAACAUUCUUCCUUUGGUAAACUUGAUUCUAAUGAACAUUCUUCCUUUGGUAAACUUGACUCUAAUGAACAUUCUUCCUUUGGUAAACUUAAUUCUAAUGAACAUUCUUCCUUUGGUAAACUUGAUUCUAAUGAACAUUCUUCCUUUGGUAAACUUGAUUCUAAUGAACAUUCUUACUUUGGUAAACUUGAUUCUAAUGAACAUUCUUCCUUUGGUAAACUUGAUUCUAAUGAACAUUCUUCCUUUGGUAAACUUGAUUCUAAUGAACAUUCUUCCUUUGGUAAACUUGACUCUAAUGAACAUUCUUCCUUUGGUAAACUUGAUUCUAAUGAACAUUCUUCCUUUGGUAAACUUGACUCUAAUGAACAUUCUUCCUUUGGUAAACUUGACUCUAAUGAACAUUCUUCCUUUGGUAAACUUGACUCUAAUGAACAUUCUUCCUUUGGUAAACUUGAUUCUAAUGAACAUUCUUCCUUUGGUAAACUUGACUCUAAUGAACAUUCUUCCUUUGGUAAACUUGAUUCUAAUGAACAUUCUUCCUUUGGUAAACUUGAUUCUAAUGAACAUUCUUCCUUUGGUAAACUUGAUUCUAAUGAACAUUCUUCCUUUGGUAAACUUGAUUCUAAUGAACAUUCUUCCUUUGGUAAACUUGAUUCUAAUGAACAUUCUUCCUUUAGUAAACUUGACUCUAAUGAACAUUCUUCCUUUGGUAAACUUGAUUCUAAUAAACAUUCUUCCUUUGGUAAACUUGACUCUAAUGAACAUUCUUCCUUUGGUAAACUUGAUUCUAAUGAACAUUCUUCCUUUGGUAAACUUGACUCUAAUGAACAUUCUUCCUUUGGUAAACUUGACUCUAAUGAACAUUCUUCCUUUGGUAAACUUGACUCUAAUGAACAUUCUUCCUUUGGUAAACUUGAUUCUAAUGAACAUUCUUCCUUUGGUAAACUUGAUUCUAAUGAACAUUCUUCCUUUGGUAAACUUGACUCUAAUGAACAUUCUUCCUUUGGUAAACUUGAUUCUAAUGAAAAUUCUUCCUUUGGUGGUAAACUUGAUUCUAAUGAACAUUCUUCCUUUGGUAAACUUGAUUCUAAUGAACAUUCUUCCUUUGGUGGUAAACUUGAUUCUAAUGAACAUUCUUCCUUUGGUGGUAAACUUGAUUCUAAUGAACAUUCUUCCUUUGGUAAACUUGAUUCUAAUGAACAUUCUUCCUUUGGUAAACUUGACUCUAAUGAACAUUCUUCCUUUGGUAAACUUGAUUCUAAUGAACAUUCUUCCUUUGGUAAACUUGAUUCUAAUGAACAUUCUUCCUUUGGUGGUAAACUUGACUCUAAUGAACGUUCUUCCUUUGGUAAACUUGACUCUAAUGAACAUUCUUCCUUUGGUGGUAAACUUGAUUCUAAUGAACAUUCUUCCUUUGGUAAACUUGAUUCUAAUGAACAUUCUUCCUUUGGUGGUAAACUUGAUUCUAAUGAACAUUCUUCCUUUGGUAAACUUGACUCUAAUGAACAUUCUUCCUUUGGUAAACUUGACUCUAAUGAACAUUCUUCCUUUGGUAAACUUGAUUCUAAUGAACAUUCUUCCUUUGGUUAA
Biomphalaria glabrata is the source of this 2697-nucleotide messenger RNA. RefSeq names its product dentin sialophosphoprotein-like. The coding region runs from base 1 to 2697 and encodes 898 amino acids. The record is from RefSeq and is a predicted model, not a curated record. Lineage: Eukaryota; Metazoa; Mollusca; Gastropoda; Planorbidae. The transcript has 2 exons.